Nanorana parkeri is the source of this 6923-nucleotide messenger RNA. RefSeq names its product microtubule associated protein 1B (gene MAP1B). Bases 19 to 6756 code for a protein of 2245 amino acids. The transcript has 8 exons. Gene Ontology annotation, molecular function: microtubule binding; actin binding. Lineage: Eukaryota; Metazoa; Chordata; Amphibia; Anura; Dicroglossidae. Gene Ontology annotation, cellular component: dendrite; cytosol; microtubule associated complex. Gene Ontology annotation, biological process: dendrite development; regulation of microtubule depolymerization; axonogenesis. The record is from RefSeq and is a predicted model, not a curated record.
GCGGCCGGGGAGACAAGGAUGGCAACUCUGGUGGAGCCGGGGCCGGACACUGAGCCCUCCAACAGCAUCCUGAACCCCACUUCUACCUCCCCCAGCCUGUCACACAGAUUUCUAGACAGUAAAUUCUACCUGCUGGUGGUGAUCGGGGAGAUAGUGACAGAGGAGCAUCUGAGGUGUGCCAUCGCCAAUAUAGAGAGAGGUAUCCGAUCAUGGGACACAAAGCUCACUGAAUGCAACUUAGAUCAAGAAUUGAAGCUCUUUGUAUCCCGUCACUCUGCUAGAUUUUCUCCAGAAGUUAGAGGUCAAAAAAUUCUUCACCACAGAAGCGAUGUCUUAGAAACUGUAGUUUUAAUAAAUCCUUCAGAUGAAGCUGUCAGUACAGAAGUGCGAUUGAUGAUUACAGAUGCUGCAAGACACAAACUUUUAGUGUUGACCGGACAGUGCUUUGAAAACACUGGCGAACUUAUUCUUCAGUCCGGAUCUUUCUCUUUCCAAAAUUUCAUUGAGAUCUUCACAGAUCAAGAGAUUGGCGAACUAUUGAGCAAUACACAUCCCGCAAACAAGGCAAGUCUUACACUCUACUGCCCUGAAGAAGGACACUGGAAGGAUUCCAAUUUGGACCGACACAAUCUUCAAGACUUCAUAAACAUCAAACUUAAUUCCUCAUCAAUUUUGCCUGAAAUGGAAGGGCUCUCUGAAUUCACAGAGUAUCUUUCAGAGUCAGUAGAAAUACCAUCACCUUUUGAUAUCUUAGAACCACCGACAUCCGGAGGCUUUUUGAAGCUCUCAAAGCCAUGCUGUUAUAUAUUCCCAGGAGGAAGGGGAGAUUCUGCUUUGUUUGCAGUGAAUGGAUUUAAUAUGCUUGUUAAUGGUGGAUCUGAAAGAAAAUCUUGCUUUUGGAAACUCAUUAGGCAUUUAGACAGAGUGGAUUCUAUAUUGCUUACACAUAUUGGGGAUGACAAUCUGCCAGGUAUUAAUAGUAUGCUUCAAAGAAAAAUGGCUGAACUGGAAGAGGAACAGUCCCAAGGGUCAACAACCAACAGUGACUGGAUGAAAAACCUAAUCUCUCCAGACCUUGGAGUCGUGUUCCUCAAUGUACCAGACAAUCUGAAAAACCCAGAACCCAACUUUAAAGUUAGAAGAAGCAUAGAGGAAGCUUGCUCUACUCUUCAGUACUUAAAUAAACUCUCCAUGAGGCCAGAACCUCUAUUCAGAAAUGUAGGAAACACAAUUGAACCCAUUAUUUUGUUCCAGAAAAUGGGUGUAGGAAAACUUGAGAUGUAUGUGCUGAACCCAGUUAAAGGUAGUAAAGAAACACAGUAUUUCAUGCAGCAGUGGUCAGGUAGCAAUAAAGAUAAAGCUGGUCUAGUGCUUCCUAAUGGUCAAGAAGUUGAGAUUCCAGUUAAUUACUUAACAUCUAUUUCCUCCCUCAUCGUAUGGCAUCCAUCAAAUCCUUCAGAGAAAAUAGUUAGAGUUUUGUUUCCAGGGAAUACAACCCAAUACCAAAUACUUGAAGGCCUUGAAAAGCUCAAACAUCUUGACUUUCUAAAACAGCCUGUGAUAACACAGAAGGAUCUAAGUGACCAUAUAUCGAGCCCUGCAGUGAAACAGGCAAAGAUGAAACAAAGAGCUGAAAGCAAGGAGAGCUUAAAAAUGCCAUCAAAAUCAGCAUCCAGUAAACCAAGUAAAAAAGAAUCAAAAGAAGAGCCAGCUGAUGUAGUCAAAAGCCAACCUGAUCAACCAGAAAAAGUGGAGAGCAAGGAAAAAGCUUUAGUGAAAAAGGCUCAAAAAACUGAGGCUAAAACCUAUUCAGAGAAAAAUGCUGUGAACAAAGUAGAAUCAAUAGUUAAGUCAGAAGUGGCAGAGAAACAGAAAGCAGAUGUGAAACCCAAAGCUGCAAAAGAAAAACCAGUGAAAAAAGAAGUAAAGGCAAAAUCUGAAGAAGUAAAAGAGGAUAAAGAAAAAGUAAAGAAGGACAAUGUAAAAAAGGAAGACAAAAUACCAGUUAAACAGAAAAAGGAAAGUAAAGAAGACAAACCUAGGAAAGAAGUAAAAGAAGAGAAACCCAAAAAAGAGGUUAAAGAAGAUAAACCUAAAAAAGAAGCUAAAGAAGAUAAACCUAAAAAGGACACCAAAAAAGACAUCAAGAAGGAAGAGAAACAUGAGAUAAAAAAGGAAAAAGAGGAUGCCAAAAAAGAAGCUAAAAAACCUGCUAAAGAGACAAAGAAAGCAGCAGCAACACCAUCAGAUACUAAAAAGCUUGCUGUUAAGGCAAAGGCCCAAAAGAAAGAUGAAUCCAUCAGUAAGGAAUCAACAGCUCAAAGCAAGUCAAAGGAAAAAGGAAAGGUAACUAAGAAAGUAGCUGAGAAGAAGCCCUUGGCAGCUGCAGCAGCAGCUGCUGCCACUGCAGCUGCGACUGCGGCAGUGUCUGUUGCUGCUUCAGCAACAGCAGCUGGAAAAAUAAAUGAUAUGGUGGCAGAAAGAUCUCUCAUGUCCUCUCCUGAAGAUUUAACAAAAGACUUUGAAGAGUUACAGCAUGAAGUCGUCAUAAAUGAAGAACUGAAGUCCCACCUUCAGGCUCUGUCACCCACAGAUGAACCAGUCAUAGUACAGACUGAAUCUUACAUCAUCAAGAAUGAAAACACUAGCAGUGAACAACCCGCAGAUUCACCAGAUGAAGGAAUAACUACAAUGGAAGGUGAAUGUGAGCAGACUCCAGAAGAACUGGAAGUAAUAGAGAAACAUAGAUCUGGGGACAUUGACAAGUUUGAAGAUGAAGGAACUGGAUUAGAGGAAUCAUCAGAAGCUGGUGAUUAUGAAGAAAAAGCGGAGACAGAAGAAGUCGAAGAACAAGUGGAAGAUAUUGAAGACAGAGCCUCAUUGGUAGAACAUCAUACUGGUGAGUUUGCCGAAACUGAUGAAACUGAGGAAGAGGUUGAAAUUGAUGUAGUUGAGCAUUUGAAGGGUAAACAUAAAUACAUUAUUGAUUCUGAAACAGCAGAGGAACAAGCUGAAGAAGACAUAGAUGAAAGUGCUGAAAAGGUUGAAGAGGAAGAAACAGAGGAAGACAAAACAGAUGAUGCAAAGGAUGAUGAAGAAACAGAAAAGCUAGAAGCCGAAGACCUUUAUCUAACCGCUAUAAAAGACAAGUCAGAAAUGGUUAGUGAUGCUGAAGAUAAGUACAUUCCGUCUUCAACACCGUCCAAGACUUCUGAGCCCCAGUCCCCAGCUGUUGAACCCGGGGCUUCAAUUCAUGAUGAAACUUUACCUGGUGGCUCUGAAAGUGAAGCAACUGCAUCUGAUGAAGAAAAUCGAGAAGAUCAGCCAGAGGAAUUUACUGCCACAUCUGGAUUUACUCAUUCAACUAUUGAAAUAUCUAGUGAACCAACACCAAUGGAUGACAUGUCAACACCCAGAGAUGUAAUGAGUGAUGAGACAAACAAUGAAGAAACUGAAUCUCCAUCUCAGGAAUAUGUCAAUUUAACUAAAUAUGAGGCCAGCUUGUAUUCCCAUGAGUUUGACAGAACUAGAGUGUCUCAACUGCCUGAAGGGUUGAAUGGGUUAUCUGAUGUGUCUAAAACAGAUGCUACUGAUGGCAAAGAAUACAGUGCUUCAGCUUCUACUAUCUCACCGCCAUCCUCCUUAGAGGAGGACAAAUUUUCAAAGUCAUCACUGAGGGAUGCAUAUACCUAUGGGCCCAUUGAAGUGAAAGGUUCCACAAAUCUUGAAAUUCAGGAUGAUUAUGAGCUGGAAGAAAAAUUAAGUCCAAGUAAAAGCCCAGCUCCUCCUUCACCAAUAUCUAAAACACCUUUAAGUGAGCGAAGUGUUAAUUUUGAUCUUACUCCUAAUGAAAUAAAAACAUCAGAUCUUGGUGUCCUACCACCUUUAUAUGACCAUGAAAAAGAAAUAACCGAACAGUGUCCUUCCCCAGAUGAUAAAACUAUUGAAGUAGCUUCUCCUUCUCAAUCUGCCGCUGGAAGUGCUGGGCACACACCUUACUAUCAGUCACCAACUGAUGAAAAAGCUUCAAACUUACCCACAGAAACACUGGAAAAAACACCUGUUCCUAUUGUCUUUGAAUUUACUGAUACCAAAGAAAAGAGUGAAAGUCCUAAAAUAAGUCCCAUGGAUGAGCCAGUGCCAGAUUCAGAAUCCCCAAUAGAGAAAGUCUUAUCUCCAUUGCGAAGCCCACCAUUGAUAGGAUCAGAGAUGACCUACGACAGAUUUUUAACUACUACUACUGCUAAAUCUUCAUCUGGACAUGGUAGCACUGUUGAUGAGCAUUCCUCUUCUCAGAUUAGUCCUGUAUCUGAAAUGCUGUCUGAUGCCAUUUCUCAAGAACAUGGUGAAAAGUGCGAGCUUUUCUCUAGUAAAGCAUUUGGUGUAGAGACAUCCAAUGUCCUGGAUGGUGGAAAGCUUGCAGGGGAAAUUUCUCCCACUCAUAUAAAUACCAAUCCAUUUAUCUCAUUUAAGGAGGAUACAAAAAUGUCAAUUUCUGAGGGCACUGCAUCUGAUAAGUCUGCCACUCCUGUAGAUGAAGUUGUGGCAGAAGACACAUAUUCCCACAUUGAAGGUGUUGCCUCAGUCUCUACAGCCUCUGUGGCUACUAGUUCAUUCCCAGAACCAACCACUGAUGACGUAUCACCUUCACUUCAUGCUGAAGUUGGAUCACCUCAUUCCACUGAAGUGGAUGACUCCCUAUCUGUUUCAGUUGUUCAGACUCCCACCACAUUUCAAGAAGCUGAAAUGUCACCAUCUCGAGAGGAUUGCCCACGUCCAAUGUCAAUUUCUCCCCCAGAUUUCUCACCAAGAACAGGAAAGUUCUCAGCAUCACUGCAAGAGCAGCGAUCACCAGAACAGUCAACUAUGGAAUUUAGUCAGGAAUCACCAGAACAAUCAUUUGCUAUGGAUUUUAGCAGACAAUCACCAGAGCAUCCUGCAGUCACCUCCAGCAUGCUCCACAUAUCAGAAAAUGGACCAACUGAAGUGGAGUACAGCCCCUCUGACCCUCAUGAAUCUUAUUUUGGCAAUAAGAUUUCAAUGGACAAUGAGUUUUAUGCUGUAGACAAACAUCAACAACACUCUGGAAAAGCUCAUGCAGAGGGUUCUCCCUCAACUUCCUCUGCACACUCACAAGCUUCUUCUCCUUUAAAAGAAGAGGAUUCCUUAAAAGAUGUGGUUGAGAAUUGUGACAUGCCUUUGUAUUCUCCACCAAUACUUGAGCAAGAUUAUUUUAAGGAUGAUAAGUUCUCCCCUGGAGCAGAUGAUUCUCUAUUAACUCCAACACAAUCUUUACUGAGACAAUCCCCAGGCUCAACAGAUCCUGCACAGAAGCUACAUUUGAGUGAACAUAGUUCAGCAGCCCUAUCAUUAGCAGCAGAGGCUGAAGAACCAUUAAGCUUUCAGGCAAGAGCGUUAAAUUCAGUAGUAAAGGAACCCGCAGUUCUCCAUAAUACAAAUCCCUUUGCUUAUGCAGUAGAACUUGAUAGCAGAGACAACAUAUGUGAUGCUUAUUCUUAUUCAAGUGAAACAAAUGACCGAUUUUCUGCCUCAGACAAAUCACCUUUUGCGGAACACCGGCAAGAGGUUGACCUUUGUCUUGUGUCUGCCUGUGAAUAUAAGCACCCAAAAACAGAACUGUCACCUUCUUUCAUUAACCCUAAUCCUUUAGAAUGGUUUGCAAAUGAGGAACAAGAACAAGAACAAGAAAAGCCUUUAACUCAACAUGGAGGAGGGCAGCCUCCUUCAGGAGGGAAACAAAAAUCCCGCCAGUGUGAUGAAACACCCCCAACAUCUGUAAGUGAAUCAGCCCCAUCUCAGACAGAUUCUGAUGUCCCACCUGAAACAGAAGAAUGUCCUUCUAUAACGGCAGAUGCAAACAUAGAUUCUGAAGAUGAAUCUGAAACCAUCCCAACUGAUAAAACUGUAACUUAUAAACACAUGGAUCCUCCCCCUAUUCCCAUGCAAGAUCCAAGCCCAUCUCCCAGGCACCCUGAUGUCUCAAUGAUGGACCCGGAAACUUUUCCUGUUGACCAGAGCUUAGGCAAACCUAUGAAAAAGGACAUGAAGGAAAAAGGAAAAACCAAAAAAGUUGGAAGCAAGACAAAAUCAUCUUCUCCAGGUAGGAAAGGUGACAGCAAAUCAAAAGCUGCAGCUGCUUCACCGAAACCCGGGCCUAUCAAAGAAACCACGGAGAAGAGUGCAAAGUCUGUAACCCCCAGAAAGAAAGAUUCAAUAGAAAAAGUUCCAAAGGUUACCCCAAAUCAAGAUCUCAAAUCAUCAAAAAUUGAAGAGAAAGAUAAAGAGGCCAAGAAUGCUACAAAUAUAAAUACGACAAAAUCAUCUAAAACUGGAACCACAGGAGGUGCAUCUGCAAAAUCUUCGAAGACAGCAGCUGUGCCCCCAGGCCCACCGGUAUACCUAGACCUGGUCUAUAUACCCAAUCACAGCAGCAGCAAGAAUGUUGAUGUGGAGUUUUUCAAGCGGGUACGAUCCUCAUACUAUGUAGUGAGUGGAAAUGAUGCAGCAGCUGGAGAACCUAAUCGGGAUGUACUAGAUGCUCUUCUAGAAGGCAAAGCUCAGUGGGGAAGCAAUAUGCAGGUUACGUUAAUUCCUACUCAUGAUUCAGAAGUCAUGCGAGAGUGGUACCAGGAGACACAUGAGAAACAGCAGGACCUCAAUAUAAUGGUGCUGGCUAGCAGCAGCACUGUUGUUAUGCAAGAUGAAUCUUUCCCAGCAUGCAAGAUUGAACUGUGAGGAGACCGCUACUCAUUGCCGCACCUUAACACAGCUGAUUAAUGGAAAUGUCACCUAGAGAUUACAAAUAACUGCAGAACUAUAUAUUGCCCAAUGCUAUCCUGUGUCUUGCCAACACAGAUUUUAGUUUUAUAUAUAUAGAUAUAUAUAUAUAGAUAUAUAUAGAU